AGAGAGAAAGAGACGUGGCUGAAGCAGGAUAGUUGAAAGCGAAGAAAUGGAGUUGGAAGCGAUGAGUCGAUACACAAGCCCGGUGAACCCGGCAGUGUUCCCACAUCUGACAGUUGUGCUGUUAGCCAUCGGAAUGUUCUUCACAGCUUGGUUCUUUGUCUAUGAGGUGACUUCCACCAAAUACACAAGAGAUGUGUACAAGGAGCUGCUCAUCUCGCUUGUUGCUUCUCUCUUUAUGGGCUUCGGAGUACUAUUUCUACUGCUGUGGGUUGGGAUCUAUGUUUGACCAAGCAGGUGUCUCCCAGGAGGGAGGUUUGAUUAUUUUUACGCUGUGUGUCUGGGGACCAGUACUUGCCGUGGUUUAUUGCAUCCACUCAUAUCAUUGCACUGUCAUUUCAGCGAAGGAGAUUUCUACAUUAUGGUGAAUAACUCACAAGUUACAAUAAAAAAAAAAAAA
This is a messenger RNA of Xenopus laevis (African clawed frog), 457 nucleotides long. It is a transcript of the gene tmem258.L, whose product is annotated as transmembrane protein 258 L homeolog. Gene Ontology annotation, cellular component: endoplasmic reticulum; oligosaccharyltransferase complex; cytoplasm. The record is from RefSeq and is marked provisional. NCBI's taxonomy places the organism in Eukaryota, Metazoa, Chordata, Amphibia, Anura, Pipidae.